AUGUCGGCCAACCUGCGGGACCACAUCUUAUCUACGCUCUCCUCUCUUCCCGGCACUCGCGAAUUUCACCUUCACGUUCUUGUUUCUUCUCCUCGAAAGAAUUCCUCGCUUUAUUACUUUGCGAGGCCGCGGCCUAGGGUCUAUCUUCAGGACAUUCUGGUCCUGCUCUCUGAGCAAAGAUCCCUCGACUCGCCACGCAUUCUUGUCAGUGCCAUUGAGGCAGCAGUAUACCAUAUACCAGCCACAUCCUCCGCUGUAUUAUACGUGUCAAAAGUUGACUCAACCGGCCAAGCCACUGCGCCGUCUCCGACAUCGCACUUGGUGCGGGCCUUGCUCUCAUUUUACGUUGAUCCUUGGACACGACCUCUUGCCGUAGACCAUCUAUGGAUUCAGCUUUUUGCUCGAGCACAGGCACAGUACCUUUUUCCAAAUUCCGCGGAAUACCCCGGAAAGCGUCCCCUCAGUGACAUAAAGCUCUGCGUUUGGUGGAAGCGCGUCUUAUCGCAGGUCGCAGGGGAGGCCAAACCCGAAACAAUCAUAAAACCCUUUUACGUUCUGCCAGGAUGCAGUGAGUUUGAGGCGGAAGAUUCGUUGAGGAUCGCGUCCUCUUCUACGGCCAGUCCUACGGGAUUGAAGUGGAUUUAUGGGCACCCAUACUCGUUGUCCGAAAUACCUUUACCCUGCCCGACUAGUAUUGUGGCUCCGAAUCUUGGGCAUUAUAUCCCAAACUUUGACGAUGAUCCCAAGUCCAGAUUCUUGGAUGAAAUAGCUUAUACGACUGAUGAGGGAAUAAAAUCUCCUGUCAGAAAGCGGUCGCGCACGAAUGAGGAGUCUGGAGACAAAAAGAAGUCUACGGGCAACGAAGGAUCCACCCCGUCAAGUAAGGAUGACCGUCCACUGGGAGAAUUGGGCAAGGUGACGCCUGACGAGUUUUGGGAGAGGAUGUCCUUCCGUCAGGAAUGUGUGGCGGGAGCCGUCACCGGCUUCUUUACCCUCAUAGUAUCCUCGUCCUCACCAACGUCCCCAGAUAACGCCACUCAAAGAUCGAUUUCUCCGCUCGCUCCGCAGCCAGGACAGGUUUCUUCACAGCUGAACAAGCGUAUCAUUACGUCUCUACAAACAGGGAACGAGUUUUCAACGACCGAGCGUUCAAUUCGGGCUACAGAAACGUUGGAAACUGCGAUAAAGGGUCUAUGUGAUGGAAUUACAACUGCCCGGAGUAGCGAUGGACCACCAGCACCCACACGUCCACGCAAACUCGACCGAUGCACUACUCCUGAACCUGAGACUCCAUCUCUACUCGCCCCGCCGAGCACACCGCCGCGACGACUUCAUGGGAAAGCCGUACUGCCAGAUGUCUCUCCAAACCCUUUCCCAGAGCCCGUCGCGUCUUUGGAAACAUACCAUUCUCAUAUUUAUGGAUCCAUCUCUGUCCGCAACCCUGCUGCGGUAGACAAAAAUACAUCUGUGAAGGCUGAUGCUGCCCCAGCUAUCCCACAGGUCACAGUGCUGACAGUUAGGCGGAAGAAGAAAAGAACGGAUUAA
This is a messenger RNA of Laccaria bicolor S238N-H82, 1545 nucleotides long. RefSeq lists its product as uncharacterized. Gene Ontology annotation, cellular component: nucleus. Gene Ontology annotation, biological process: DNA damage response. Lineage: Eukaryota; Fungi; Basidiomycota; Agaricomycetes; Agaricales; Hydnangiaceae. The coding region runs from base 1 to 1545 and encodes 514 amino acids. Gene Ontology annotation, molecular function: histone H3K56 acetyltransferase activity. The record is from RefSeq and is a predicted model, not a curated record. The transcript has a single exon.